Geodia barretti is the source of this 1614-nucleotide messenger RNA. Lineage: Eukaryota; Metazoa; Porifera; Demospongiae; Tetractinellida; Geodiidae. The record is from the annotation of a GenBank genome assembly.
AGAUGACCCAAACAACGACAUGGACGAGGGCUGUCUGCAGGUGUUUGUGGAGAUCUGGGUUUUCAAACUACAGCCAUCCUGGGAAGAAACUAUCUCAUGUACUGGAGAUCUUGGGAGAAGUAGGAACUGGCCCGUCAGGCCGGGAAUAAAGAGCCACAAGAACAGUGGCAGGUACCGAGUAGGCAGACCAGUGACUCAAGCUCAAGUGGAGUCGUUGCUGAUGCCUCAUCUCAGUCCACUGACUUCAGUGGUGAGGUGGUAGCUGGAGUUGAGAAGACGGCAGCUCCUGAUGAUGGCAACAAUGAAGAUGGAAGCAGGGGAGGCAAGAAAAUGAUGCCGAAUAAUUGUUCAAGUGGCGAGCAAGAUGCCAGAUCUGCAUUUUUGGCUUACCCUGCUCUCCACGAGGAGGCUCCAACUGUCAGUGAGAGCAGUGAGGAGGAUGAGGAUAUCAUGUGUGAUGUUGGGACUAUUGCCACUGUCGAAUCAGAGCAGAGGGAGAAAGUGACCAUUGUGAGUGGCACUAUCUCUCGACUUUCCCUACAAACCUUCUCUAUGAAGAAUGCCAGAUGCUUCCCCCAUGGGUGGGCACUGAUGAUCCGGACUUUGUUCAAUAUCCAGUGGGUACCCAGGGAUCAGAUGAUGACUACCACUCUGAGUCGAUCAGUUCUGGGAGGCAGAUAUCAGCAGCCACCUUGGACACUGUCAAGGACGUUGGAAGGGAUUUUAUCCCAGGAGGAGGUGUUGUUGUGGUCCCUCAGCAGUCCACUGGUUUCAGUGGUUUCACUGGACCAGAGGAGAUGGACACAACCAGAAGUUCAUUCAGACAACCUGCUAAAGAAGUGGUCAAUGACAGCCUGUCCUUGUGUGUCAGUGAGAGUCGGCAGAGAGCAGGACGGUUUGGGCACAACAAUGCAGUCUACCCUUCUCUUGGUCUUCUGACUGGAGCAGGAAUGCUGGUGGUCGGAGGCCCAUACACGAGACGUGACAUCUUCAAAACGGUGGCUCUUGAGCCAUCUCCAGAGCCAGUGGAGAACCUGCCCCAACCAUUCCCAGAGGAGACUGACUCCUCCAAGCCACUCCCACCAGACCCCACUCCACCCCAGUCCCAGCAUCCAGAGGUCUCACCUCUUCAACUGCAGGGGAACUACACACCCACUCCUCCACCUCCUCCUCCCCCACUCCUGUCCAGCGAGAUUGAGGAGAAAGUGAGCACCCCUCUGAAGAAACGCCAAUAUCUCGAUCCCCCAGGAAACUACCAGGAGAAGAUUUUGAAGUGGCUUCACACUGGAGUGAGUCGUGGUUUCCAUGGGCCGGAUUUACUCAUUGAACUCUGCUCUGGGGGCUCCCUACUGGGUUGAGCUCCCUUCUUCAGCAGCCGUUCAGACAUAUUAUUAUAGACUGAGGCUGCUGAGAUUUUGCUGUUAUGAAGGACAAUGAUAUUCCUGAUGUCAGCUUUUAAAAAAUACUGUUGUGUAUGCUUCUCUAACAAGUAGUCAUGUUCUCCCACACUUUUAUCAGUUUUUGUCUGUAUACCACCGGUUGAUUAUGUAUUCAUUAUUCAUGACCCGCGUGAUGCUGUGUGUGGGGUGGGGUCUCUCGAGCUGAAUAUACUUG